AUAUAAAAAAAAACAUUCAAUAAGCGAUGUUUUGUUGAUGAAUGGAGUUUGUGAACAUAAAAUUAUGAAUCAUUUGACGAGUUUUUUAUAGUGAUUACAAUUUUUUGCCACCUUUGAUAUCAAAUCUUACACACAGUAUGGAUCCUUCAAGAAGAAAUAAUGCGGAAGAACAACGCUGCAUUUUAGGACUGCAAGAUUUGAAAUUAUCCAACAAAGAUGAGGAUGGUACUGAGCAGGCGCGAGGGGUUGGAACGACCAAUACCAGCUCGCUCGGCAAAUCCCGGCCUGUGGGGGCGAUAGAGAGUUUCGUACUAGACAACACCCAAAACAAUCGGCAGGACUAUAGCUUUUAUGAACGGUCAAACGUCAUAGCGGCCUCCAAGUUCGCGACACCCAAGCGUGUAGAGACGAUAGCUUCGCUCAACAAGCGAGACAUCAACACUGCAGCGUUACCCUCCAGUCCGACAAGAUCUAUCGACUCUAUAUCACAACGAUCACUCAGCUAUCAAACUGAAGAUUUGUACGAAAUUCCUGCAAAUCCCACUCAGUAUCCACCACCUGUGUAUGAAAACAUUGAUUACUACGGCGAGCAGCGCUCCCCGCAACCCCCGUACUACCACCAGCUGUACCAGUCGGGACCACCUCCGCCCGCCUCCGACGGUUAUUACGACACCCGCUACAGCAAAGCUCAGCCACAGGUGCCAGUUAACAGCAAACCUAAACUAAUCCCUUCUGUUUACGAAAACAUGCUCUGUUCUGAUAAUGACAAAAAGAAUGAUUAUAAGAUCCAGCCAAAUACUGAUCAACGUUUUAUACAGCAAGGUUCAGUACCUGGACCUCAAGUACCUAAUACUAGUACCAAUAGGCAUGUUGCACAGAUGGUAAUGAGUGAAAAAGUAAAAUUAGAUAAAGCUCCACCUCCACCUCCAUACCAUGCAGGUCAGGACAACCAGAGUAGUGAUUACACAGUAAUGAAGUCUGCUCCUCCAAAAUACACAGAUGUCAGUGCACUACUAAAGAAUGACACCUCACUUGCAUUUGAUAACAAAGUAGUAACAGUGCCUUCACAAGCUAUAUAUGCAUCUAUAGCUCCAAGUGCCCAGAGACCUAAAGCAAAUAUAGCUACAGAGGUUCAAGCAGCAACUUCCAGUCCAAAAUUUUUCCAUCCUAAACCAAAUAUUGGAAAUAAUAGUAUUGGUAAAGAAAAGCCUCCAAUAAUGAAUGGUGCGUAUACUGCAAAGCCUGCAGUUGGAAGUAGAAUGCAGAUAGUGGAUGACGCUAAUGGUUCUGACUAUGUGUGCAUGACAGGGGGUUCAACAGCUGCUCUGGUAGCUGCAGCCAACAAAGACAAUGUGUCUAUAGGUUCAGAAUCAAUUGGAUCGAGGAAUUUAGUGUCUGGAUUGACAUCCCUAUGUUCCCCUGCUCAGUCCCCAGCACCUAGUCCUACACCUAGCUCAGUAUCUCAAGUAUCAGGGGGCUCCCGUGGCUCUGGUGGUAGAGGCAAGAGUCUGCUUCCAUACAGUAUCACCCCUCCUCGGCCAAGUGGUCCCAGUGAGGCUCAACGUAAAAUUGAAGAACUUACUAGACAGCUUGAAGAAGAAAUGGAAAGACAAGAUGAGGAAGGGGAAUAUUUUGGCAUCUGCCACACCUGUGGAGCAGGAGUGACAGGAGCCGGGCAGGCCUGCCAAGCAAUGGGCAACCUGUAUCAUACCAACUGCUUUAUUUGCUGCUCGUGUGGUCGUGCUCUACGGGGCAAGGCCUUUUAUAAUGUACAUGGAAAAGUCUACUGUGAAGAAGACUAUUUGUAUUCUGGAUUCCAACAAACAGCAGAGAAGUGUGCAAUAUGCGGUCACUUAAUCAUGGAAAUGAUCCUGCAAGCGAUGGGCAAGUCGUACCACCCGGGCUGCUUCCGUUGCUGCGUGUGCAACGAGUGCCUGGACGGCGUGCCGUUCACCGUAGACGUCGACAACAAGAUCUAUUGCGUCAACGACUACCAUCGCAUGUUCGCGCCCAAGUGUGCUAGCUGUGGAAAAGGUAUAACCCCGGUGGAAGGCACGGACGAGACAGUGCGCGUGGUGUCGAUGGACCGCGACUUCCACGUGGACUGCUACAUGUGCUGCGUAUGCGGCAUGCAGCUCACCGACGAGCCCGACAAGCGCUGCUACCCGCUCGCUGGCAAGCUGAUGUGCCGCGCGUGCCACCUGGCCACCAUCGGCGCGGCGGGCGGGCCGGGGCAGCCGCCCGCGCCGCACUUGUCGCCCGCCUCCUACCAGUACAUGGGUUAACACACCUACCCUGAAUACUAGCGAUGGAUAGCUGACGUUCUUCAGUAACUAUUUCGCUCACUGCCCAUCGUAAUAACACUUUAAUCGACAAAGACAACAUAUUUUGUUGAUAGCUACACUCCAUGUUGCUUGUAAGGAAGCCUUUUAUAACACUAACACCGUUAAGCUGCGAGCUACUGAGCUAAAUAAAAAAGCUACUGAAUAGCAUCUUAGUAAUAUCAAAUACUUGCUGCCCGCGGGGCUUUAAAAUGUUCGCAAUAAGACACCGCCUUUGCGCUCUCUUCAUUUUCAUCCAUCCUUCUUUCAUUUCAUUCUUCACGCAUCCUUUUAUGGCCCACAACUGCCAUAUUUUUGCCCCACGGUUAGCGGGUGUUUGACGUCAUCUCCCCAGCGUUAUCCCGUUUCAACAGGGUUUACUUAAAUAAUCUGAAUAUUUGACAGGACCGGUUUUUUAUAAAAGCGGGUGUUUGAUGAUAACAUAACAGCAUAAAUACGUCCCACUGCUGGGCACAGGCCUCCCCUCAAUCUAUCGAAGCAUAUAUGGAGCAUACUCCACCACGUUUACACGGCUAAUAGCCGGGACUCUUCUAAAAAUCAAGUGAUUCAAGCUCGCAAAGUCCUUACUUAACAAAGGACAGUCUCACAAAGUGAUUUCGACAAUGUUUCCAUUGGGAAUCGAACCUGGACAUCCAGAUCGUGUACCUAUCGCUCUAACCACUAAACCACGGAGGCUGGAGGGUGUUUGGUGAUACUAUAAUAUUAUAUGAACAUUGGUGUAGCUGUGUAAUCGAAAGUCCAUACAUUUGAUUCAAUUGUUAAUAAGAUUGUGACUGUAUGCUGUAGCUUUAACAAAUGAAAUCACAGAUGUAGUAGGCAGCAGAGUUGAGAUACAUUAUGCAUAAUGAUAUUGAAAUAUCAUAAAUUAGCAUCAUACUUAGUCGUGUAACCUUAGAUUAAUAUCAAUCGAAAGUGGCACUACUGAAGUAUUAGAUGUAAUAUUAUUUCUUACAAUGUUGAGUUCCAUUUUAGUUAUAUAGUAUAUAAGGAUAAGAGAUAAUUUAAGAGCAACUAGCAUGAUAAUGUUACAACUUAGUUUUUAAGAAUAUACAUAAUGUGAUUUUAUUGAGCCAACAAAUUAUUUUGCCUGUUAUGAAUUUGUGAUAU
Pectinophora gossypiella (pink bollworm) is the source of this 3449-nucleotide messenger RNA. It is a transcript of the gene jub, whose product is annotated as LIM domain-containing protein jub. Gene Ontology annotation, biological process: response to hypoxia; cytoskeleton organization; positive regulation of miRNA-mediated gene silencing. Gene Ontology annotation, molecular function: transcription corepressor activity. The transcript is spliced from 6 exons. Gene Ontology annotation, cellular component: nucleus; adherens junction; P-body. The coding region runs from base 138 to 2285 and encodes 715 amino acids. The record is from RefSeq and is a predicted model, not a curated record. NCBI's taxonomy places the organism in Eukaryota, Metazoa, Arthropoda, Insecta, Lepidoptera, Gelechiidae.